This is a messenger RNA of Fusarium pseudograminearum CS3096, 276 nucleotides long. RefSeq lists its product as uncharacterized. Lineage: Eukaryota; Fungi; Ascomycota; Sordariomycetes; Hypocreales; Nectriaceae. The transcript is spliced from 2 exons. The record is from RefSeq and is a predicted model, not a curated record. Bases 1 to 276 code for a protein of 91 amino acids.
AUGGAUAUGAAAGAGAGCCCCAGUAAGGGUCCAGAUGUACUGUACGAGGAAGGAACCCGCGAGGCUCAAGUGAGAGCAGGUCAACGAGCUAGACACUUAUUAAGCAAGCUAACAAGCACAAGCACAAGCACAAGCAUUUACUUCCCUCCCAUCUCUACCCGUCAGGUUGACGACUCGGUAACACCAGAAGCGCUCGAGUUGUUUCAGUUCGUGUCGACCACCCAAAUCAGUUCAACAAUCAAGCAGAACUGCGGGAGUCCGAUCCAUUCAUCAUGA